AUCCAGUCCCUCUCGCGCAUCAUCGGCACGAGUCCUCAAGCCCCUGGUGUCGUGGAUGGCAAUUGCUUCGCCAGUUGGAUUGAUCGCCGCCUCUUGACCCGAGACUCACGUGCCUGGAGUCUCGCGGAAGUCGGAUAAUCUGGCCGUUCAGGAACGUAUACUCGCCGUGUCCCUUGGCUCCUGUCGACGCCAUUGCCAGCUGCAACGCUAGUCUUCUACUCUUCUUUCUGCCUACUCUCUCUCCGACGCUGUAUGGUCAUAUGAUUGGACUCUUGAAAUCAUCUAUGACAUGACUGUUUCGGUUGUUUGCUAGCAUUGGCGUGAAGACAAUUGAACCAUAUCAAUUGGUGUUAUUCAGCCUGUCCGACUAUAUCUAUCAAUCACGCCAUGGCAGCCAUUGCAGCGCUACCAAUGCCUUUGCGUGCAUCCCGACAAUGCACUCGGCUACAGUGUCUAAUCUCAUCUCCACUUGGGACCACUCCCCUCUCACGGCGAGGAUGGCAGGCCUUGCCACUGGGGGAAGCUCGCGGCUUUUCGGCUGUCACCUUGGCUAGUCGCUCGAGGAUCCAAGCAAGCUCAUUACGAAAGAGAACCGGCAUCACCUACGCCAUAGAGUCAAGGUUGACGCAAUUUGGUCAACAUAAACGAUACUCUGCGCAAAGGCCAACAGAUCAGAGCCAAAGCUCCCAAGCAGACGUGAAGAAGCCGCCAAUUCUCUCCAAACUACCCCGACGCACUCAUGAGAACAUCUACACUGUCCCCAACAUCCUCACUUUCACCCGGCUACUUGCUGCGCCCCUAGUAGGGUACUUCCUCGUCCAUGACCACCACGUAGCUGCAUUGGGUCUUUUUGCAUAUGCCGGUAUUACGGACCUCGUGGACGGCUGGAUCGCAAGACGGUAUAACCUACAAACAGUUGUCGGAACGAUCAUCGACCCAAUGGCCGACAAACUGCUCAUGACGAUCGGAGUCGCUUGUCUCGCCGUGAACGGAUCAAUCCCAGUCUGGCUUGCCGUCAUCAUCUUGGGCCGUGACGUCGGAUUAGCGAUUUCCGCAAUCUACUACCGUUGGAUUUCCCUGCCCCCACCGAAAACCAUGGCCCGCUACUGGGAUUUUUCUCUCCCCUCGGCCGAGGUCAAGCCGACCACGGUAUCCAAGAUCAACACGGCCCUGCAGCUGCUGCUCGUGGGUAGUGCCAUUGCCCUGCCUGUGCUGCCUGAGACAGUGAUCGAAGCAUGGAAUUUGCAGGAAGCCAUGACCGCAUUCCAAUACCUUGUCGCCGCCACAACUCUCUGGUCCGGCCUCAGCUACGUCUUCUCCAAAGACGCCGUCAAGAUCCUCACCAAGGAAGAGGUCCAGAAGCGCAUUGCCCGCGCCGCAGCAGGAAAGAAGCCUUAGGCAUCCUGUGCAAGUGGCAGUAGUGAUUAUAUAGCAUAAAUAGCCGCGUAUGUGUAUGUGUUGUAUUGUACAUAUUAGCAGAGCAUUGUUGUUGUUGGUGUGCGUGGUAAUUUAUUCGUGAGCGUGGU
Aspergillus sclerotioniger CBS 115572 is the source of this 1526-nucleotide messenger RNA. RefSeq names its product cardiolipin synthase. Gene Ontology annotation, cellular component: mitochondrion; membrane. Gene Ontology annotation, biological process: cardiolipin biosynthetic process. The coding region runs from base 388 to 1398 and encodes 336 amino acids. Gene Ontology annotation, molecular function: cardiolipin synthase activity. Lineage: Eukaryota; Fungi; Ascomycota; Eurotiomycetes; Eurotiales; Aspergillaceae. The record is from RefSeq and is a predicted model, not a curated record. The transcript is spliced from 5 exons.